UGCACCAAGGUAUGCAUCGUCCGGUGACUAAUUUCAACGUUUUUAUUGUAAAUAUUUGAGCUAAGAGUACAAGUGAAAGUUAUAUGAGUUCGUAUUAGGCUUGUACGCGUUUGUGUUGCUAAUAAUGUGAUAAUUAUCGCUAAGAAGUGUCCACAUCACUUCAUACUACGAAUCGGAUCGGAUGGAACUCGUUGCUAUAUAAGUUGAAGUAUUUACAACGCCUACGAUUCUCGUUUACGAACCUGUUUUAAGAAGCUAUCAGGGACUACUAUGUUUAUCAAAACAAAUGAAAUCUGUGCACGAUGAUAAUAAAAUCAAAGGUGUAUAUAUGAAUAGGCACUUACUUACAGAUGGCUACGAUGAUGCUGGUGCGGUUGAACAUGCGCCUGGCGCUGGCGGCGCUGUGCGGCGGCGUGCUGCUCGUCACGCUGUACUGGGGCCGCUGCGGUGACUUGACGCGCAGGCCUAUAAGUUCGGUGCUGUCGAACGCGCUGUCGGAGCGCGCCGGUGACGAGAUCGAGUGCUGGAUCAACGGGGAGUACUCCGUGGCGUGCCUGCGGGACAGGGACCAGGUGUACGUGCCCUUCUCGUUCAUACACAAGUAUUUUGAGAUAUACGGCAAAAUAACUUCCGUCGAUGGCGUGGAAAAGUUCGAGUGGUCGCAUAGUUACAGUAAAGUGUACCACCCUAAGAAGAAAUACGAUCCGCGUGGCACAUUCGCGACCUUCGAGAAUUACAACGUCGAAGUUCGCGACCGAGUAAAAUGCAUAAGCGGUAUCGAAGGAGUACCAGUUUCCACGCAAUGGGAACCCAAAGGAUUCUUCUACCCCACCCAAAUUGCUCAAUUUGGCUUGGCUCAUUACAGCAAGAAUAUUACUGAACCAGAACCGAGGGUCAAGAUAAUCGAUGACGGUGAGAAAUAUCGUGAAAAUUGGAUCGUCAGUAAAGACGCUGUCACGACGAGGGAAUUCGAUUCGGAACUUAAAGCUAAUGUUUUGAGGUUUUCAACGACAGACCACGUAUCCAGCCAAGUAUGGUUGAAAGUGAAUAUAAGCCAGGAUUUCGUUUUGAGUAUGGAUCUGAUGUUAAAACCGAACUCGAGUAUGACGGUGGUUUUGCAGAACAAGGAAAAGAAGGAAACGGUGUACCUGCAUUAUGUGACGAGCACGCAGCUGAUAUAUGCGCAGGAAGACCACAUAUACUAUGGGAUCGGCGUUGACCAGAAGUGGCGUCGGCUAACGCGAGACCUUAUCAUUGACAUGCAAAAAGGGUGGGCGCUACAGGACCGGCCCAAACGGAAAUCACCCCGGAAUAAAUUUAAGAUAUCGAGCCUCAUCCUGAGCGGCGCGGGCGGCGUGCGCGACGUGCGCGUGGCGUCGUCGGCGCACCCGGCGCACUUCUUCGCGGCGGCGCGCUGGCUGGUGCGCGCGCAGCGGGCGCGCGGCGGCUGGCCCGUGCCCGCGCGCCGCCGCCUGGCGCCCGCCGCGCCCGACCUGCGCCCCGGCUGGCACUCGGCCAUGAGCCAAGGCCACGCCAUCUCGGUGCUGUCGCGCGCCUUCUACCGCAGCGGCGACGCGGGCUACCUGCGCGCCGCGCAACGCGCGUUGUACCUGCUGGACGUGCCCAGCCACGCGGGGGGCGUCAAGGCCAUGUGGAUGGACAAGUAUCUGUGGUAUGAAGAAUACCCAACUAAGCCGCCCCUAUUCGUUCUAAACGGCUUCAUAUACACGCUCCUAGGCCUCUACGACUUGCACGUGAUCGAAGGUGAGAACUCCAUAUCUCUAGCCAAGAAGAUGUUCGACGACGGCAUGGUGUCUCUGAAAGCCUUGCUCCCUCUAUUCGAUACAGGAAGCGGAAGCUUCUAUGACUUGAGGCAUUUUACUCUGGGAGUUAGUCCCAACAUCGCUAGGUGGGACUACCACGCCACCCAUGUCAACCAAUUGUACCUUCUGUCUGGAUUGGACCCCGAUCCGAUAUUGAUCAACACUGCCAAAAGAUGGGAGGGCUACAUGCAGGGGAAACGGGCGGCGCACAAUUGACGUACCGAAUAAUCGUUUAACGGUACAGAAAAAGUCGAGAACAAUCUAUAACUCGUGAAAAUCGAGUUGCGGAAGUUGAUCUUUGUAAAGUUAUGAAGUAGCUUGAUGUUCGUCAAGCGUAGUGAGGUUAAUCUGAUAUUUUUUACAAUAGCAUACGGUAAGAGUAGAAGAACCGAUUCAGUGGAAUUCGAAUGACAAACAGUAAUAGUGUCUAGAUAUUUUACGCGCUGUGCAAACGCAAACACAUUGCAUGGCUCCGAGACCAUGCAUGCGGCAAAAGUUAUGGACCUGAUAAUAAAUCUAAGAGCGAUGAAUACAGAGAGUAUAAAACUUGGAGUUUUACUCCUUUAUCAAAAUAUAAAUGGGGAAAUCUUUAUUUAAACCCGCGUUAAUGAUAUAAACCUCUGCGAAGCUGAAGUAACUAUUAGCGGAGCAGAUAUCUCAAAGUAUAUAAUGUUUGAGUCCCGAAGUUCUAGACGGGCAACCCUCUAACGGAAUGAGUAAAUCCGGUGGUUUCUUAUGUGUCAGAGAAUAAAAAACAUGAGUCGCAGAACAAGACUGUAAAAUUUGGAUAUGCCUACAAGAUCCGAGCUGUGUCUACGUUUGCGCAGAGCGUAUAAGUUGAUAUAAGUCUGAUAUAGCAUUGUAGGAAUGUAGUUCUUUCUCUGUUUCUUUGACACAGAAUUUUCAAAGACCCGUAAUCGAAGACCAUUUCAACUCUUGUAGUUUUUUGUUUCCCUCCCUCAAUUCCAAUAAUACAUAUAGUUUUAGUUUGAUAAUAAAA
Messenger RNA from Pararge aegeria (speckled wood butterfly), 2823 nucleotides. RefSeq names its product D-glucuronyl C5-epimerase (gene Hsepi). Gene Ontology annotation, cellular component: Golgi apparatus. The coding region runs from base 351 to 2039 and encodes 562 amino acids. Gene Ontology annotation, biological process: heparan sulfate proteoglycan biosynthetic process. The transcript is spliced from 9 exons. Gene Ontology annotation, molecular function: heparosan-N-sulfate-glucuronate 5-epimerase activity. The record is from RefSeq and is a predicted model, not a curated record. NCBI's taxonomy places the organism in Eukaryota, Metazoa, Arthropoda, Insecta, Lepidoptera, Nymphalidae.